CAAGCUCGACGAGCAGGUGGUGCUCGCGUGCCACCGCAUUUGUAAUGGCGUGCGACGGCUAGGAAAAGGGCAACAACGCGCACGAGUGCUCGAGUUUUCGUCUGUUGUAAAAACGGGAAGUGCGUUGGUGCGUGCGUGGCGUGACAGUAUCGUGAAAAUGACAACGACGUCGUCUAUUCUGCCGUCGUAUCAGCGGUUCGUGAACGGUGUGCCGGUGCCUCUCUUCUCGAGACGGUCGUUCCGCCCGCGUGAAAAGUAUCUGAUCCUGUUGGUGUUUUUGAUGUUCGGUGUCGUGUGUUUCGGAACGUUCUUCUUUUUGCCGGAUUUCCGUCCGGGCACCGGCGGCGUUGCAGUGAACAGUGUUUACCGUGUGUACCGACAUAUGCAAAAAGCGGGACCGGAGCUGCUCAUACCGGCGCCACCUCGUAUGCAAGGGGGCCUGAAGGGGUCCAUGGGUCAUCCGAAUGCUGUGCCACCUGGACACGAGGGCAUCGAUCAUCAGGAUGUGCAUCUCCUCGAGGACAAGCAGAAACUUCAGGCGAAAAUCGACGAGGAGUAUCAGCAACAGAAGACGCUGGAGAAGCCGGAAGUGAAUAGUGAUACGCGUGUGCGUGUGAGUAGUUCGUCGCCUAUAGUGAUCCACCGGAAGGACGACGUUCUGGAGACCGUGCCGCCAGCUCCUGCGAGUAAACUUCCUUUGACGGUUGGCGGAGAGGACAAGGACCCCAUCGCCAGGCAACGGAGGGACAAGGUGAAAGAGAGAUAG
This is a messenger RNA of Eufriesea mexicana, 766 nucleotides long. RefSeq names its product alpha-Mannosidase class I a (gene alpha-Man-Ia). The transcript is spliced from 3 exons. NCBI's taxonomy places the organism in Eukaryota, Metazoa, Arthropoda, Insecta, Hymenoptera, Apidae. The record is from RefSeq and is a predicted model, not a curated record. Bases 158 to 766 code for a protein of 202 amino acids.